Pistacia vera is the source of this 613-nucleotide messenger RNA. RefSeq names its product disease resistance protein Pik-1-like. The coding region runs from base 38 to 412 and encodes 124 amino acids. Gene Ontology annotation, molecular function: metal ion binding. The transcript has 3 exons. The record is from RefSeq and is a predicted model, not a curated record. NCBI's taxonomy places the organism in Eukaryota, Viridiplantae, Streptophyta, Magnoliopsida, Sapindales, Anacardiaceae.
CAUUCAUUUCCAGACAAAACACAAGUCAGCCCAUAACAUGAAGCAAAAGAUGGUGAUAAACGUUCCUAUGCACAACGACAAGGACCGCUGUAAGGCCAAAAAGAUCGUAGGUGGCAUUUCAGGUGUGUUAUCAGUGACAUUAAAAGGGGAGGACCUGAGGCAGAUAGAAGUAAUUGGAGUUGGGGUCGACGCGGCCACGAUUACAACCAAGCUUAGAAAGAAAGUUGGGCACGCAGAGCUCGUUACUGUUGCCCCUGCCGAUGAUCAUAAAAAACCACCUGUAAAUGAAGCCAAGCCAGAUCCGGAUCCUGUCCGGCAUCCUGAUAUUUGUGGGAUGCCUGAUUACCAAAUGGUUCCUGUCUACCGGAACUACCAGUACUAUCAAGAUUAUCCCACCUGCUCCAUUCUAUGAAAAUUAAAUACCUAAGGAAUUUCAAUAAAAAGUUGCAGUUUAAAACUUUGGUGUUGUGGGGUUUACUUUGGCCAUUUUAUGUUGCUUGUUCAUUCACACAUUUGAAUAAGUAAAUUUUUUUCAACAAUUUUUCAUCUUUAUUCAAUCAUUCAAACAAGUAUUCUACUAUCUACACUAUCUUGUAUCAUAGAAUUUUCCUCU